AAAAAAAAAAAAAAAAAAAAAGAAGAAGCCGCCCAGCAGCAGAGGAAGGAGAGAGGAGCGAGCGGCAGCAGUGACGCGGCGGAGGUGUAGUUUGACGCGGUGUGUUACGUGGUGGGGAAGAGAAUAAAAAAAGCCCAGCGAGAUCCCAGCCGCGAACGAAAGCAGUGACGGAGGAGAGGCAGUGUAACCCGGUAACUAAAUGACCAUGGAAUCUGGAGCAGAGACGCAGCAGAGUGGAGAUGCGGCUGUGACGGAGGCAGAGGCCCAACAAAUGACUAUUCAAACCCAGCCACAAAUUGCCACAUUAGCACAGGUUUCCAUGGCAGCUGCACAUGCAACAUCCUCUGCCCCUACUGUUACAUUAGUCCAGCUUCCAAAUGGACAAACAGUGCAGGUACACGGGGUUAUUCAAGCUGCACAACCAUCUGUUAUACAAUCUCCACAGGUGCAGACAGUGCAAAUCUCCACAAUUGCAGAAAGCGAAGAUUCCCAAGAAUCCGUAGACAGUGUUACAGACUCUCAGAAGCGCAGAGAAAUUUUGUCAAGACGGCCAUCAUACAGAAAAAUCUUAAAUGAUCUAUCUUCAGAUGCCCCUGGUGUACCAAGAAUUGAGGAAGAAAAGUCUGAAGAGGAGACAUCUGCUCCAGCCAUUACAACAGUGACUGUACCGACACCUAUAUACCAAACCAGCAGUGGCCAAUAUAUUGCCAUUACUCAGGGAGGAGCUAUACAGCUAGCUAACAAUGGUACAGAUGGAGUUCAAGGACUUCAGACAUUAACUAUGGCCAACACAGCUGCAUCUCAACCUACAAUCUUACAGUAUGCACAGACGACAGAUGGACAGCAGAUUCUUGUCCCAAGUAACCAAGUUGUUGUACAAGCUGCCUCAGGGGAUGUACAGACUUACCAGAUCCGCACAGCACCUACAAGCACGAUUGCACCAGGAGUGGUCAUGGCAUCCUCUCCAGCAAUACCUGCCCAGCCUGCUGAGGAAGCUGCACGAAAGAGAGAAGUGAGACUUAUGAAGAACAGGGAAGCUGCUCGGGAGUGUCGCCGGAAAAAGAAAGAAUAUGUAAAAUGCCUAGAGAACAGGGUAGCUGUCCUGGAAAAUCAAAACAAAACAUUGAUCGAAGAACUGAAAGCACUUAAGGACCUCUAUUGCCACAAAUCUGAUUAAGAUGGGCAGAUUACAUUGGGUUUAUGAACCCUGAAGAGGAGAGAGAGACUGUUUUUUUAACCAGAUGAACUGUGUUUUUUUUUUUUUUCUUUUUUAAUUUCAUUUUCUAUAUUCCCCUUUGCGCAAAACUGCCUGACAGCAACUACAGGAUUUCAUUCAUUCAUCUGUGCUUUUUGCAUUAAACUGUGAAUGCUCCUAACUCCUGCCUCCAAAACCAAGCAAGUAAAUAACAUCUUUCAAGAUCAAGAAGAGACUUGUUCUAUUUUAUUUUUUUUAAACCUAUUUUGUUUAUUUGCAACUCUGCUUUGCGCUUCCUGUGUUUGCUCCACAUUGUUAGUGCAGGGAAGUUUUGUAUAUAUCUACAUAUAAUGCAUUGAGGGGUCUUUCACUCAUGUGGCUCUUAGUACAAUUAUAUACUGUAUUAUUGGAGCUGAUUACAGACUUGCUUUGCCUAUCUACUUUACUCCACUAUGCCUGGCCAAAGCAUCAAUGAAGUGAUUGAUCAGUUAUUAAGGUGUCCAAAUGACCACACAACGUGUAAGAUAAACGUAUUGAUUUCCUAUGGAGUACAUACAUUGUGUCUUGGAGACGAUUGGACUGUCGUGCUAGGAAACUGCACCAAUCAUUUGAUAAGUUAAGGCAUAGUACUCUUACUACAUUAAGAAUAUUGUGCUAAGCUUUGUUGAAAGGUCUGUUCUAAGCACACGGAGGUACAUCUGACACAAGUUUUAAAGGACUAAAGUUGAAAGAUGUACCCCUCAGUGUAUGACGAAAUGUAAAACAAUCAUUCUAAAUUUCCCCACUUGUUACCCUGUUUUUUAUUAAGGAAAGUAGAAUGUCUAAUUAUUUGUUAAACAGCGACACUUUAUGGGCAAUUUUAAAACUACAAACAUUUCUUUAUGUACUGUACCUCUAAACUAAAAUCCCUAUCACCAGCAACCUGUCAUGGGAUGUUUGACUCCACAUUUAUAUUAAUGAAUUGGAUGGUUUUUUGUUCCUUCCCUGUGCUGAUUUGAAAAGUUUGAUAAGAAAAAUGUACAAAAUGGGCUCCUCCCCAUUGGUUUACUGUUAGCCUCUGCUCACUGCAACAUUUAAAAUCAGAAACUUACUUUGUGUUUUGGAAUUUGUUGGUCUUGUAAAAUAUUUUAUGUUGAGUAGAGUUAUCAUGUACUAUUUGAAAUACAUUUUGUAUUUUAAAACAUA
Messenger RNA from Hyla sarda, 2380 nucleotides. It is a transcript of the gene CREB1, whose product is annotated as cAMP responsive element binding protein 1. The transcript has 8 exons. The record is from RefSeq and is a predicted model, not a curated record. Gene Ontology annotation, molecular function: DNA-binding transcription factor activity, RNA polymerase II-specific; protein binding; cAMP response element binding. Lineage: Eukaryota; Metazoa; Chordata; Amphibia; Anura; Hylidae. Gene Ontology annotation, cellular component: ATF4-CREB1 transcription factor complex; nucleus. Gene Ontology annotation, biological process: regulation of transcription by RNA polymerase II. Bases 200 to 1177 code for a protein of 325 amino acids.